GUAGCUAACCCUUUUAGCACAUCGGUUAGCCGCUGCCUUCUGCCGCUACGGUCUGCCGCAACGGGGACUUGCUGACCUCCUCACACCCCCCGGGCGAUAUAAGACGUCUCGUUUCGCCUGUAAUUCAUCCGUGGUAUCUUAUCAUGAUCAAAUUUGACCGGACGGCUCGCUAGUUGUCGGUGGAAUCGUAGGGUUUGUAACCGGUUUGGCGGGACUGGGUCGGGUUUAACAAUACGGCGAGCUAAAGGCUAAUUCAGCUAACCUCGAAACGGGCCUCUUUUCUUUUCAAGCGAGCUAACGCAGCUAGUUUAGCGGAGCUACCGCGGCUGUCAUGGAAGACAAAUCUUUUACGAAGGAGUUAGACCAGUGGAUCGAACAGCUAAAUGAGUGCAAGCAGCUUUCGGAAAACCAAGUGAGGACACUCUGCGAGAAGGCCAAGGAGAUUCUAACCAAGGAGUCAAACGUCCAAGAGGUACGAUGCCCGGUGACGGUGUGCGGCGACGUGCACGGCCAGUUCCACGACUUGAUGGAGCUUUUUAAGAUCGGCGGCAAGUCCCCCGACACCAACUACCUGUUCAUGGGGGACUACGUGGACAGAGGCUACUAUUCGGUGGAGACGGUCACGCUGCUCGUCACGCUAAAGGUGCGUUUCCAGGAGCGGAUCACCAUCCUGCGAGGGAACCACGAGUCCCGGCAGAUUACGCAAGUGUACGGCUUCUAUGACGAGUGCCUGAGGAAGUACGGCAACGCCAACGUGUGGAAGUACUUCACAGACCUGUUUGACUACCUGCCGCUCACCGCGCUGGUCGACGGGCAGAUCUUCUGUCUCCACGGAGGCUUGUCGCCCUCCAUAGACACUCUGGACCACAUACGAGCUCUGGACCGCUUGCAGGAGGUCCCGCAUGAGGGCCCCAUGUGUGACCUGCUGUGGUCGGACCCCGACGACCGCGGCGGCUGGGGCAUCUCCCCCCGAGGUGCCGGCUACACCUUUGGCCAGGACAUCUCCGAAACCUUCAACCAUGCCAACGGCCUGACGCUGGUGUCCCGCGCGCAUCAGCUGGUCAUGGAGGGCUACAACUGGGGCCACGACAAAAACGUGGUGACCAUCUUCAGCGCGCCCAACUACUGCUACCGCUGCGGGAAUCAGGCGGCCAUUAUGGAACUGGACGACACCCUCAAGUACUCUUUCCUUCAGUUUGACCCCGCCCCUCGCCGCGGCGAGCCCCACGUGACCAGACGCACUCCCGACUACUUCCUGUGAACGUUCGACGCCGUCCCCGUUCGUCGCACAGUUCCUCCCCAAACCUUCAUUACUGUACCGAGAAGAGAAGCGAUUGGCCGAAUCACCUUCCCGAGUUAAAAGUUAAUCUGCCCCAGCUUGACCCGCCCCCCCUCCCAAACACUUGUUUCCACUCUGUUGUCGUUAACGCUGUGCUACACGUGCAACUAAGAUGUCACCUUUUUUUUCUGUUUAUGAAAUGUUUUUAAGACAUAAUAAAACUUCCAAGGUGGACCAAAUGUGCCAUAUUCUUAUCCUUUCCCCUCCCUCAGUGAUUCCCCCCCCACCUUUUUUCCUUGUUUUUGGAAUCCCCAUCUGAUCACAUCUCGCCACACGUUGCCACAUUUGUGCUUUUUUUUCUGUUUGGAACAAGAGGAGGACAACUAAAAGAAAAACGGCAUUUGCUUCAAGUAGUCCCGCUGUGAGUUGUAGCUGCAGCCCCGCUCAUCAAGUCAGCAACUAUAUUCCUGUUGUCAUUUGAGAACACACUACUAUCAAAUAAAAGUCCUGUUGACAAACUCA
This is a messenger RNA of Hippocampus zosterae (dwarf seahorse), 1801 nucleotides long. RefSeq names its product serine/threonine-protein phosphatase 2A catalytic subunit beta isoform. Gene Ontology annotation, molecular function: protein serine/threonine phosphatase activity. Gene Ontology annotation, biological process: peptidyl-serine dephosphorylation; mitotic cell cycle. Gene Ontology annotation, cellular component: cytosol. Lineage: Eukaryota; Metazoa; Chordata; Actinopteri; Syngnathiformes; Syngnathidae. Bases 332 to 1261 code for a protein of 309 amino acids. The record is from RefSeq and is a predicted model, not a curated record. The transcript is spliced from 8 exons.